Messenger RNA from Ostertagia ostertagi, 516 nucleotides. The record is from the annotation of a GenBank genome assembly. NCBI's taxonomy places the organism in Eukaryota, Metazoa, Nematoda, Chromadorea, Rhabditida, Trichostrongylidae.
AUGAUGCCCGAAGAACCGUUCAGAGACACCGCCGGAAAGGCCAGAAACAAGGCUGGAGAGCUCGUGGAUGAUAUCAGGGAGAAUGUGAACCUGGACACAGCCAAGGAAAAGUUGAACAGUGCUGGGCAAGGCAUCAAGAACACAGCCAGAAGUGCUAAAGAUAGGGCUGAAGAGCUCGCUGAAGACCUCAGUGAUAAUGAGUACGUCGAUAUGGCCAAGGAAAAGGUAGAUGAUGCCCGAAGAACCGUUAGAGACACCGCCGGAAAGGCCAGAAACAAGGCUGGAGAGCUCGUGGAUGAUAUCAGGGAGAAUGUGAACCUGGACACAGCCAAGGAAAAGUUGAACAGUGCUGGGCAAGGCAUCAAGAACACAGCCAGAAGUGCUAAAGAUAGGGCUGAAGAGCUCGCUGAAGACCUCAGUGAUAAUGAGUACGUCGAUAUGGCCAAGGAAAAGGUAGAUGAUGCCCGAAGAACCGUCAGAGACACCGCCGGAAAGGCCAGAAACAAGGUUGGUUAG